AGCCUUUGCUGAACCAGCCCUCAAGCAGCCCUCGAGAGGACAGUCAGGCCCUGUUCAGGUUCCUUCCGCGCGCUAGUGAAUUCGUUGUUCUGUGAUGUUCGCGUAUGCUCUCCCGUAGCCGCCUGGUCUAGCUCAAGAUGGAUGUGGUAAGCUAUCCUUUUGUUUUGUCCCACCCUUCUGGGAGAUUCUGCAUUGUGAAUGCGCAGCUUUGUUGGCAACGGUAGUGGUUGCCACGAGGAGGAAGAGGAGGAUGAGUCGGAGCAAGAUGAGUAUCAUGAGUCAGACAGUACUGACGACUCUUGUUCAACACAAGAAGGCAUUGAUGCGGUUAAUCGUAAGAAGAACUCGGGCUUCAGUUUCUUUAUCAUCUCCACAGCUUUCACUCUGGGGCUCGUGUUUUCUCCAUCCACUCUUGGUAGUGCUGGGUGGUAUUGGGGCACCGCGUUCUGGAUAUAUUCCAUUGGGAGCACAUGGCUCAGUGGAAUCAUACUCGGCCACUGUGUGAUGGAUGCAGCUGAGCGUGGUGUCGAGAGCACAUAUCCUGCUCUGGUCGAGGACAGCUUUGGGUCAGCGGGCUGGUAUUUUGCAGCGUCAAUGCAGAUUCUGACCUACUACAUGGUGAACGUGUCUCUAUUGGUAAACGUUGCUGACUGGUGCCUGCUCGCAUACAAUGGCUUGCAUGAGCUCAGUGGUGGUAACUCUGUCCAACGUGACGUUUGUCUUUGGCAGCUGCUUUUGGCCGCCGGAUUGGUAACUGCUCUGCUGGCUCAGAUUCGCACCUUCAGACAUUUGCUUCCAUUCGCCUUGCUCAGCCUCUUGAGCAGCAUCAUCCGGUGGUUGCUCCUCUUUUACCAGGUCGGUUACGGGGACUUGGUGGCAACAUGCCACCCUUCUUUUGCAGGUGUCACCUUCAAGUCCGUGUUGAAUUCGUUAGCAACCACCGCGUUUCUCUUUGGAGGACACGGCUUGUUCCCCGAGGAGAUCCGGGAGCUCCGCCGGCCUCGCAGCUAUUUUCCAGCCCUGCACGGCACCUACGUGCUGCUUGUCACCGUCUACAUCAGCAACACGUAUGUUGCCUAUGCAGUCUGGGGACAGUGGACCAGCGCCGAUAACCAGUUCAAUUGGCCACUGAAUUGGGCCACGGUGACCUCUGCCUUCCUGAGCGUCCUCUGGGGUCUAGUGGAGAUGGCCACGUGCCACGUGCUGAUGUUGUCUCUGGUGGAGCGCACAUCGGUCGUGCGGAAAGUAUUGGAGGCUCCACGGGUCCUCUGUGGCAUGUCGCCGAAAGUGGCCACGCAGGCGAGGAGCAGCCUCCUGAGACUUGUCUUCGUGCUGUCCGAGGUGUUCUUUGCAGUGAUGCUAUCGGCGGCUGGACUGGGCAACAUCAAUGCACUGGUCGGUGCCUUUGGUUUUGCUUCCCUCACCUACUAUGCACCCUUUGCUGUCUACUGGCAGCAGGCUCUGCGAAGGGGUGACGCAGGCUUGUUGUUUCAGGUCUCUUGUUUUCUGGCCAUACUGACCGGCGUUGCGCUCACCUUAUUGGGGACAUACGCUGCAAUCCGUGGUAUGGAGGAGGACCUCCAGACCUACACGCUCUUUGACACCUCGAGGUGCACUGUUUCAGACGUCGUCAACCAAGCCUCGUGCGACAAUCCUUGCAGAGAUGCGUACGGUUUGAACGCCACUUCUUGCCCAGCUGCCCAGGGAUAGCGAACCAGCGACAAGCAACCAACAGAUGAUCCUCAACUGUGGACUGACAGCUGCCCAAUGAAUAAGGAAUAUCGUGGAUUGCCUUCGUUCUACUAUGCCCCCCCGUCAGAUUUGCAUGGCCACGCUUUGUGGGUAAGUUGAUUGGUUUUCUUGUCGGAUACUGUCUAGGCUCUGGCUUGUCCAGCUUUGCUGGUGCUGCUGGCUAGGACGGCUCCCGUGCAGUGCCCUGCAGAUCUGGCCCUCCGGGUUCGCCCCUCGUCGCAGCGGUGGGCCGCAGCAGGGAGAAAUUGCAGCCAUCAGGCGAAUGACACACAUCGGUUGGCAGAAGGAAGUUUCGGAGGUGGAUCGUCGCUGGAUCCCCCCUGGCGGCGUUUCCUUGCGCAGCCCACGACGUUCUGCGCGCUCCCGCGGGGCAGGGAUGUCCAGGGCCGACCCAAGAGAUCCACUCGGAUCUCCUGGAGUGUCCGAACAUGCCGUUUCUGUUUUUUUUCCGAGCGAAUCUUAUGUGUUUGCUUAUCAUACCAUCUAUGCGCAAUCCUGCCUUUUGAACCCUUUGCAAGUACGUCGCCAGGCACAGCAUUUCCAGCGCGACGAGGGCAUUGCGAUGCCUCUGUUCACCUCCGUGCUCCUUUUUCACGUGCUCGAGCCAUUCGGCCUUACAGAUGAACUUUGUGUUUUGGCACAUUUGACAUGGCACAGGUUGAGUGGGCCGCGCCCGCGUGUCCCAGAUCUUGAUAUUAUCCGUCGGUUCCUUGCGGCGAAGCUCCCGGGUACGCUCAUACCUGCGGAUCGGGUCCUGAGCUUCAACGAAGUGAUCGAGUCGCGUGUUGUCUCAACUAUCCCCCCUGGCCAGAUCUCGUCCAUCUGCUCUUGACGUUCUCGUCUGCCAGCUGAAGUGCCUUUCUAGCCCGUAGGGCUUCUCUGCCACUCACGCGUUCGUUUCGGUCCUGCUGUUGGCCGCUUCGGUCUCGGGCGUCCUGCUGUCGACCACUCUGGGUCCCGACGCAUGCUGGAUAA
Molecule: messenger RNA, 2727 nt
Organism: Prorocentrum cordatum
Lineage: Eukaryota; Dinophyceae; Prorocentrales; Prorocentraceae
Source: the annotation of a GenBank genome assembly